This is a messenger RNA of Camellia sinensis, 2181 nucleotides long. Its product is annotated as serine/threonine-protein kinase PBS1. Gene Ontology annotation, molecular function: protein kinase activity; ATP binding. Lineage: Eukaryota; Viridiplantae; Streptophyta; Magnoliopsida; Ericales; Theaceae. The record is from RefSeq and is a predicted model, not a curated record. Gene Ontology annotation, biological process: protein phosphorylation.
UAUAUAUGUAUGUAUAAAGUACACCCAUGUUAGAAAUAACCGAGUACAAGCCGGCCACAACUUUCUCACAUCAACAACACUGCAAAUUAUCUAUCGCCAUAAUCAUCUUUUGUUCUUGUUUAUUGAUUUUGAUUUGGGUUUUUCUUUCUCUUGAUUGAGCCUAUUGGGUUUAGAUUUAUUUUUAUAUAGAGAGAAGAUGAAUCAUCUGGUUUUUCGAUCCAUUUUUGAUACGAUGAGUGGGAGGAGAAUAUGAAGAAGAGUUGAUCCAUUUCUGGGCUACAUCGGAAUUGAUUUUUAGAAAGAAAAAAUAAAUAAAAAAUAAAAAUAAAGGGAUUUUGGAAGAAGGGUUUUGGAUUUAGGAGGGAGAGGAUAAAUGGGUUGUUUUUCGUGUUUUGAUUCAAGGGAAGAUGAAAAACCCAAUCUUCAUAAUGAAAGAGAUCAUCCCAAUGAAAGCCUCCCAACAGCUCCUUCCAACAUAUCUAGAUUGUCUUCUGGAGGUGACAGACUUAAAUCAAGAAGCAAUUUGGGGUCGAGGAAGGAAUCAUCGAGUCCAAAGGGUUUACCUGAUGUUAAUAUUGCUGCACAUAUAUUCUCUUUCCGUGAGCUAGCCACUGCUACAAAGAAUUUUAGGCCAGAGUCUUUCUUAGGGGAAGGAGGAUUUGGGCGCGUAUACAAAGGCCGGCUUGAAAGCACAGGCCAAGCUAUUGCUGUUAAACAAUUGGAUAGAAAUGGGCUUCAGGGUAACAGGGAAUUUCUUGUGGAGGUUCUUAUGCUCAGCCUUCUGCAUCAUACCAAUCUGGUGAAUUUGAUUGGGUACUGUGCUGACGGGGACCAGCGACUUCUUGUCUAUGAAUUCAUGCCUUUGGGAUCUUUGGAAGAUCACCUUCACGAUCUUCCACUGGAUAAAGAACCACUAGAUUGGAAUACAAGGAUGACAAUAGCAGCCGGGGCAGCCAAAGGUUUAGAAUAUCUCCACGACAAAGCAAACCCUCCAGUGAUUUAUAGGGACUUCAAGUCAUCAAACAUAUUGUUGGAUGAACAACAUCACCCUAAGCUUUCCGACUUUGGACUUGCAAAGCUUGGUCCUACAGGAGACAAGUCUCAUGUUUCCACCAGGGUUAUGGGCACUUACGGUUAUUGUGCUCCUGAGUAUGCUAUGACUGGUCAACUUACAGUAAAAUCCGAUGUUUACAGUUUCGGGGUAGUUUUCUUAGAGCUUAUCACUGGACGUAAAGCUAUUGAUAGCACUCGACCCCCAGGGGAACAGAACCUUGUGGCUUGGGCUCGUCCCUUGUUCAAUGACCGUCGAAAAUUUGCAAAAUUGGCUGACCCGCGAUUACAGGGUAAGUAUCCAAUGCGGGGUCUGUACCAAGCUCUAGCCGUGGCAUCCAUGUGCAUCCAAGAACAGGCUGCUGCACGUCCUCUCAUCGGAGACGUGGUCACGGCCCUUUCUUAUUUAGCAAACCAGGCAUACGACCAUAAGGAUGAGAGAAGAACCAAAGAAGAGAGAGGUGGGAGGAUAUUAAAGCAUGAAGAAGGAGGAGGAUCUGGAUGCAAGUGGGACUUUGAAGGAUCCGAAAGGGAUGAGUCUCCAAGAGAAACCGCGAAGAUGUUAAAUAGGGAUUUGGAUAGGGAACGAGCCGUUGCGGAGGCCAAAAUGUGGGGAGAGAAUUGGCGGGAAAAAAGACGACAAAAUGCUCAAGGUAGUUUCGAUGGCACUAACAGAUAAUGCCCAAAAAGACGACAAAAGUGCUGGUGGAACAAUGGAAGUAAGCUUUCUAUGAGCUUGGUGCAAUCUAGGUUUCAUUUUUUUACAUCCCACGGCUAGAUUGAGAGCGCGUGUCUCGUAGAAAGGGACAUGGAGCUGAAAUAUUUACUUCUUAAAUUUGAUUUUCCAUUUCUGGAACUGAAGCCAAGAAAAAGAGAGCAACUAAAGAGUGUAUAUUUACGGGGAGAAGAACAAGAGCGGAAGAUUAUGACGUUUUUAAAAAAAUUUUGAGAGAGAAAAUCGUCGGAUAUUAUGCUUCUGCUGGUUCUUGUAAGUCUGUACUACAUGAGAUGUACUGUUGUUGUCUGUAGUCUUCUUCUUCUUCAGCAACAUGUUAUUGACCAAUUGAUAUGUUGAAAUUAAAGGGGUAUUAGUUCUAUGUAUGUUUCCAUGUACCUUAUGGUUUUGUACUA